AAUGAAUCUGCUAAGAUUUCCUGGCAUUUUCAGGACAUCUUCCAGACCUGUAUUUGACCACUGAAUAUGGUAUAUGAAAGAUGCAACCACUGUUAGAUUCAAUUGAAUAACUGGUGAAUCAUUAUUAUGAUGAUGACACCGCUUUGCCUGCGAAACGCAGCCACCCAACUGAUGCAGUAGUUAUUUUACGAUUUCCUGUUCUGUCACUUGGUAUUUUGCAUUCGGACCCACAUCGCAAUCGCACGCUUUGAUCGUAACAAUAAUACUAGUGCGCUCAUAAAAGAUUGCGAACAUCUCUGACCCUAUCAAUUCUUAUCCAUUAUUCCAUAUUUUUUCUUAUCUCUUUGUUUAUUAUUGCAAGUAAAACAAAGUCGCUUUGAAAAGCAUUGUAGUGCUCAACUGAGGAUGUAAUUCCACGGCCAUUGUGCGAACAACAGCACUGGCUGGAUGUGGAAACGCUUCUUGACUACAGAAAAAAUGUUCUGCCAAUGGCUUUCGUGGGCAAACAGCAGGCGAAUUAAAUCGAGGAAUUCUCUGCAUAAACACAGCUAUUUGUGCCGAUUUUCCGCAUAGCCGUGUCUUCAAACACUUUGGAAUUCUGUUGCCUAUUUGAACUUAAUUUUGGUCCAUGAAACGCCGAUUCUCCACAGCCACGAGAACCAGCAAAGGGAAUCUGGAUUUCGCAGGCCUUGUUUAUAUUCUUUUCGUUUAUAGCACUUGUGUCAUUUUUCUGACUGAUGAAUUUCAGCUUGACACCUGACAACCAACGAUUUCGUUCUUUUAAAGAGUGGUUGGCAAGGAGUCGUGAAUUGGCCAUCACGCAUUCAAUUACAUUCUGCACUGUAGAAUACGACAAGAGACUUUGAAGCAAAUCAAAAUGAUGCACGUUGCCGGAUGAGACGACUGCAGAUCAGGCAUCAUACAAAUACAGCUUCAUAGCCACAACACAACGCUGGAUUGUCAAAUAUUUUCAUUAAAAAUGAAGGUUCUUCACAAUAAUUAACUGCAGGUUGUUGAUUGAAAGUGAUUGCACACAGUCGAAAGCAAGAUGAAAAGAUAUAUUGAUAGUUUGAAUUUAUUAACUGCAUCAGUUCUGCUUCUGUUUUUCGCAGCCCUGCCCUACAAUAUUCAUGGCUUGAAUUACCGACCACACUUCACCCGGAAUCAGCUUAUAAAUUCGAUCAUAGAGAACACUCCUGCAGGUACAUCUGUUUCCAAGCUCUCAGAUUUCGCUGUAGAUGACGAGGGUGAUGUCAUCAAAUACAGCUUGGACACUGUAGGACAAUCCUAUUGUAACAUUGAUUCCGCAUCUGGACUGAUCACUUUAGCUAAACCAUUGGACAGGGAGGUAAACGAACGUGUUUCAUUUACGGCCUAUGCUGAAGACAACUUUGAAGGCGGCGGUGCAGCCCGCCGUGCAAGCAUCAUGGUCUUCAUCUAUGUGUUAGAUCUGAAUGAAUGGGCACCAGAGUUCCAAGGAACACCUUACCACACAGCUAUCCCAGAGAAUGCAACUGGUGGAUAUUCAGUGAUAACAGUAAGGGCUACCGACAAAGACGACGGCUCAAAUUCAGAAAUAAGCUUCGAAUUCAAAGCUGGAUCUCAGAUAUCCCAGUUUUCAUUAGAUGCAAAUUCUGGUGUUAUCAAGGUCAGCGGUCCACUUGACUACGAAGUUUCUACAAGAUAUACACUUUCUGUCGUCGCCAAGGAUAAAGGAGACACCCCACUGUCCUCAGAAGCAAGGGUUAUUGUUGACGUCAUAGAUGUGAGUGACAACACCCCAAUCUUCAGCCCGUCAUCUUCAUACGAAGCAAGGGUCGAUGAAAACCUACCCACUAAUUCAAAAAUAACAAAGGUUACUGCAUCUGAUGGGGAUAAAGGAGUAAAUAACGCAAUUAAUUACGAAAUAUAUUCAGGAAAUGUUGACGGCUUGUUUACAGUAGACAGAGUGUCAGGUGACAUAAGAGCGAAUGGAGCGUUAGAUCGCGAAAAGACUUCCGCGUAUCAGUUGAAGAUCAAGGCAUACGAAGUUCCGAUGCCAUCUUCAUUUUCACUGGCUGGUGUGCUUAUCCAGUUGAAUGACGUCAAUGAUUUCAAGCCUGUGUUUACCAAUAGAUCUUUCACGUUUACAAUAGACGAAGACAAACCGAAAGGGUUUAUAAUUGGUCAGCUGAUCGCCACUGAUGGAGAUGCGACUUCCACAAACAGUGUAUUUCAGUAUUCUCUGGGUGGCGAUUCUUCAAGAUUUGCUGUCAACUCUUUAAGUGGUCAACUAACUGUCAACUCAGUACUGGACUAUGAGAGCCAAUCCACAAUUAUCUUUACUGUAUUUGCUACAGAGACGCUGUCCAGCGAGCGAUUUUCGGGCAAUGCUACAGUGACAGUCCACCUUAACAAUAUGAAUGACAACAGCCCGAUCUUUAACCAAUCCACUUAUGACUUCAAAGUCUUUGAAAAUGCUCCUGCUGGAACCGUCCUUGGUUUCGUUAAGGCUUCUGACUUUGACAAAGGUAGCUUUGGUGAACUGUCAUACACACUAAGCUUGUCAUCACAGACUUCUAGCCUGUUUCAAAUCAAUUCAACGUCUGGGAAAAUAACUUUGAAGAGUCAACCAGACUAUGAAGUGAGUCAGUUUCAUGUUUUUCCGGUAAUUGCCACUGACGGAGGGGGCAGUAAUGCCAAAACAACAAGUGCAACGGUGCGAAUCAAUGUCCUCGACAUCAAUGACAAUUAUCCAGAAUUCGACAACCUUCCAACCACUAUAUCUGUGCCUGAAAAUCAAGCAGCAGCGUCGAUCUUCACGGUUAAGGCGUCUGAUAAAGAUUCUGGUUUGAAUGGUCAAGUAAGAUUAAAGCUCAUCAACCAAAGUGCUCCCGAGUUCUUCUUUAACGAGGCGACUGGAGUUCUUAAUACGACUGAACCUUUGGAUUUCGAAUCUGCAAGAAAUCGUUUUGUCCUUCUUUUCAACGCAAGUGAUCAUGGGGUGAGCCAAAAAAGUGUCACUCAGAGAUUGGAGAUAGCUGUCCAGGACGAGAAUGACCACACCCCAACGUUUGAGCACUCAGUUUACAACGCAACAAUAAAUGAAAACGCAAGAAUUGGAUCUCUUGUUAUUGAUCUCAACGCCACUGAUUUGGAUUCAGCCUUGAAUGGCAAAGUAACUUAUCAAAUACUGAGUGGAAAUGAACGAAACACGUUUUCAUUGUCAGCCACAACUGGGGAAAUAAGGACACAAGACAUUCUGGACAGGGAAACCGUCGAUGAGUACCAGCUACUGAUCCGAGCAUCAGACCAUGGCUCCCCUUCGUUGCUCUCAACAGUGCUGGUCAAAAUCAAAGUCGAGGAUUUCAACGACAACUAUCCAAAUUUUCUGCAAACAAGCUAUUCGGCCAAGGUCAAUGAGUCUGCGCCUGUCGGGUUUGUACUGCUCUCUGUGAAAGCCAGCGAUGCAGAUGCUGGGGACAACGGGCGGGUUGCUUACUUCAUAACGGCAGGAAAUGAUCAGGGUAAAUUUAGGCUUGAGAACUCGAGUGGGGACCUUUUGAUUGAGAAACACCUUGACUGGGAGAAGACCUCCACCUACAUCUUGAAUAUCAGAGCAGAGGAUCAUGGGAUUGUGAAGAAGUCAAGGAACGUUUUUGUGUCAAUUGAUGUUAUUGACAGCAAUGACAAUCCUCCGAUUUUUACAGUGUCCCAUUACUCGUUUCAAAUUUACGAGAACACCCCGGUUGCAAGGAGCGUUGGUCGCGUAACCGCUGUUGAUGCGGAUGGUAAACUUGCCCCAAACAGGAAUGGAGUUGUCAUGUAUUCUAUUAUAGCUGGGAACGUAAAAGGUCACUUCAAAAUUGACGAAAAUAUUGGAACAAUCACAACAAAUGGCUCAAUCGACCGUGAGAAGACGGCAUAUUAUAAUUUGACAGUGGCAGCGACAGAUGGAGGAUUUCCGCAAAACUCUGCCAACGUCGAUGUUGUUAUAAGCAUUAUUGAUGUAAAUGAUAAUGUGCCAUCAUUUACACGUAGAAAUUACACUGUAGAGGUAGCUGAGAAUGUGACCAUUGGAUCGAUUAUAGCAAGGGUGCGAGCAAUAGAUUCAGAUGCGGGAAUCAAUGCACAAUUGUCCUACGCGAUAACAAGUGGUAACGAUGAAGGCGCUUUUUCGGUCAGACCAACUGGUGAUUUAAUUGUAACAAGACAAGUUGAUCGGGAGACUAAAGAGAAGUACACAUUGAAAAUAUCUGUUUCUGACUCUGGGACUCCUCAGUUAGCAAAUCAAACGGACGUCUUUAUCACUAUCCUGGAUACAAAUGACAACAGGCCAGUGUUUCUGGGGACUCCUUACAUGGCCACUGUCUUGGAAGAGCAACCUGCUGGGACAAGAGUGCUUCAGGUCGCGGCAUCUGACGCUGAUUUUGGAAGAAAUGCUUUUGUAACUUACAAAAUUGAACAAUCUGUGCCGUUAAAUGUUUUCCAAAUCAACAAAACUUCUGGGAUCGUAACAACAGUGACUCGUAUCGAUAGAGAGUUGCAGGCAACGUAUAUACUAAAUAUCAGCGCAAUGGAUGACGGGAAAGAACAUCUCACUACGUUUGCUUCUGUGACUGUUUCCAUUGGCGACAUCAACGAUAACUAUCCAGUAUUAGGAAAUUUGCCAAACAGAACCAACGUGAGUGAAGGUGUACCAGUAGGAAGGUCAGUGUUUGAUCUUCAUGUUCGGGACAUUGAUUCUGGUGACAAUGCAAAACUUGCUUACACUAUCAUAUCAGGAGCUUUUGGAAAGUUUCAUAUUAACGAUGGGAUUGUGCUUGUCAAGGCUCCUUUGAAUCGUGAAGAAAGGAAUGCUUAUUUUUUGGCUAUUAACAUCAGUGAUAGCGGGAAUCCACCUUUAAGUGUGUCAUCUUCGUUGCAAAUUACCAUAACAGACGUCAAUGACAAUGCGCCCAUGUUCAUUCCCAAUCCUGUCCUCAACCCUGCUUUGUAUGUCAAAACCAUUCCUGAAGAAGAGGCUAGUCUCAAUCUGGUAAUAUUUGACAUCAAUGCGACAGAUGCCGACAUUGGCAAGAACGGAGAAGUUAUAUAUUCGAUAAUAGGCGGAAAUGAACGGGGUCACUUUGCCAUUGAUCCUGAAACGGGUAAAAUCAAAGUUGCCAAAGCCAUCGAUAGAGAAGAUCCAGCGAUCAAUCGAAAUCUUGGCGGUUUGGGAACUUUUUCACUGACCGUGAGAGCAGCUGAUCAAGCUGAGGCUAACCCACGAUUUGUAACAACUUCGGUGGAUAUUUUGGUGAGUGAUAUAAACGACAACGAGCCAGUGUUCGGCAGCCAGCGAUAUUUUGCUGGGACCAGUGAAGGUGCCGCCGUCUCCUCCACUGUUAUCACCGUAUCAGCAUCUGAUAGGGAUCUGGGACUGAAUUCAAGAAUCACGUACACAAUUGUAAACGGAAACACCAACGGUGACUUUGCUAUAUCGAACCCAUACGCUGGUGUUAUAUCAGUCGCGAAACCACUAAACGCCGAACAAACUUCAACAUACAAUUUGACAGUUAUGGCAAAGGAUGAUGGGAGCUUGAAUCACGGAAAGUCGUUUAAUUCAACUGUGAUUGUCCAAAUUAAAAUUGGGGACUUAAAUGACAACGAUCCUGUGUUUAAUCAGAGCGAGUAUAAGGCUUUUUUGAAGGAGAAUAUCGCGGGGAAGCAUCAUGUCAUUUCGGUGCUUGCAACUGACGCUGAUCAGGGAACAAAUGGAGAGGUCUGGUACCAAAUUACGUCAGGAAAUACUGAUGAAACUUUUCAAAUCAACAAUAGAACUGGAGAGGUUUUUUCUGUGAAGCCAGUUGACAGGGAAAGGAAUCCAAAAUUCACGCUGACCAUCAAGGGAGAGGACAGGGGCACACCUUCGACAAGAAAAUCUGCUGUUGAGCUCGUUAUCAAUGUCCAAGAUGUAAAUGAUAAUCCUCCGAAAUUCAAAAGCUCUGUUUAUGUUGGUAAAAUUUCCGAGAAUUCACCACCUGGAACGCGAGUGUCUUUGGAUCAUCUUAUUGAAUUUGAAGACCCAGACCAAAUUCCCACUCCUAUUUCGCUGUCCCUCGCAGAUGCUGGUUUCGAGAAGUUCACAGUAAACUCUACCUCAAAAACAAUAACUACAGCGUGGAAUAGCAGUUUUGAUCGUGAAGAUACACCAAUUUUGUACCUGAAACUGGUAGCACGAGACAGCGAUGGCCUCUCUUCAGAAUCCACCCUCAUUAUCGUCAUUGAUGACGUAAAUGAUAACAGGCCUGUGUUUAACGAAUCAUACUCAAUCGUCAACGUCAGUGAAAAUGCCGCCAUUGGCUUCCAACUGCUGACUUUACAAGCGCACGACCGAGAUCAUGGCCUAAACGCUCGACUAUCGUACACGAUUCGCGGUGGAGAUGACACAUUCAUUUUUAAUCAAUCAACUGAAUCUGUUCAGCUAAACAAAAAGCUUGACAGAGAAGUACGAGGUGUUUACCAACUAGAGGUUAUUGCAGUUGAUCAAGGCAAGCCAUCGCUGGAUGGGAAGGCCGUCAUCAUUAUAAAUGUCAUCGAUGUCGUGGAUUCUCCUCCUUAUUUUCACCCUGAUGUUGUGACUUUGAAUCUGAACGAAGCACAUCCAACGAACUCAGUCAUAUACACCCUCCAAGCAAAGGACAGUGACUUAUACGAUAAUAUAACUUACAAUGCCACAUCCCCGUUGCUUGAUUUGAUACACCUCGAUUCUUUGACCGGAAAAAUAACUUUAGUAAAGAAUUUGGACAGGGAAAAUAGAACUAACUAUCAGUUUACUUUUCAAGCUUUUGAUUCGAUGUCGUUGCAGUCGCCACCGAAUGGCCUAACCCUCAAAAUCAAUGUUCUUGAUGUGAAUGACAACGCACCGCGCUUUCUACAGCCCUUUUACACGAAUGACGUUGUUGAGAAUACACCUGAUGGCACUAUUGUGAUGUCCGUUUUAGCAACAGACGACGACGAGAAUCUAAAUGCCAAAGUCACCUACUCUAUAUUGGAAAACCUGUCUUCUCUAUUAAGGAUUGAUCCCGAUAAAGGUUUCAUAUCAAAAUAUGGCGUUUGGAAAACGACGCCAGGUGGAUGGCUGAACUUCACAGUUGUAGCUAGAGAUAGCGGAAGCCCGCCGUUGUCAAGCUCUGUGCGCUGCGUCAUUCGAUGGGUCGCCGUCAAUGCUUUGAACCCACGAUUUAAUAAGUCGCUAUAUGAAGUUACCUUGAAAGAGAAUGCAGCAAUUGGUACUGAGGUUAUACGUCUUAUAGCAUACAAGCGAGGCGAGGUAGAGGCCGUUACGUUUACGAUGACAGGAGGGCAUGGCUGUUUUCUUAUUGAGCAAAAUACGGGUGUCAUUCGUGUGGCAAAAGUCCUCGAUCGGGAGCAACAAGAUCGGUUUGCCGUCACAGUAACUGCUACAGACAACCAAUCAUCUCCUCAGAAUGGCGUUACGUCAGUGACCAUAACUUUAGAAGACGUCAACGACAACAAUCCUAUAUUCACCUCAGCUGUUUACAGAUUUUCAGUGAGUGAAAAAAAUGGUCCGGGUUUUACAGUUGGAAGCGUUGUUGCGUCCGACCAAGAUGCGGGAAACAACAGUAGAUUAACUUACUCGUUCUCGUCUGGCAACGAAAGAAACUGGUUUGCUAUCAAUUCUUCAAACGGUACUAUUCGUUCUGUAAAAGAACUUGACAGAGAGAUCCAAGAGGAAUUCAAAUUAACCGUUACGGCACGUGACCACGGAUUAAAUUCACUGAAUGCUACUGUGUCAGUUUGGAUCACGAUCCUGGAUGUCAACGACAAUACUCCCAUGUUUAGCAGAAGUCUUUAUAACAUCACAGUUAAUGAAGAUCUGCCCGGUGAUAGCCAAGUUGUGUUGGUGUCUGCAUCAGACCGAGAUAAAGGAGUUAAUGGAAGUGUGCUUUAUUCUAUCGAGUUUGGGAACGAUCUUGGCCACUUCUAUAUCGGACGAACAACGGGAAUCAUACGAAUUGCAAAACUACUGGAUCACGAAUCAGUGCAUGAUUUCAACCUGACAGUUUUUGCCACGGACAACGGAUCUCCGGCAGCACUUUCGUCAGCUUCUUUUGUCUUGAUCAAAGUCCUGGACGUGAAUGACAACAAGCCCAGGUUCCAGUCACCCACGUACUCGUUCUCAGUGAAAGAAAAUGCUGCCGUCGGCCACCGCAUUGGCCAAGUUUCUGCUGUUGAUGUCGAUGCCAGUUACAAUGAAGUUUUUUACGCAAUACAGGAAGGCUCGACUCAGUCUGUUGUUCGAAUAUCGCAGACCAAUGGUAGCAUAUUUUUGGCGAAAACUGUUGAUCGAGAAGUGUCAUCGAAAUACGUUUUACAGGUUGAAGCAUAUAACAAGGAUAUUCACGGCAAUGCCUCUUUGAAGUCGUUUGCUGAGGUCACCCUCAAUAUUAUCGACAUCAACGACAACGCACCAAGGUUCCUUUCUCCAAACUGCUGCAAUGUCUCCCUGUUUGAAAAUGCAAAUGUUGGUGACGUCAUUCUGCGCAUCGCAGCAGCUGAUGCCGACGCGGGAUCAAAUAGUGAGAUUUCCUACGCCAUUGUAAAAGGAGACGAUAAUGGCGAAUUUAAAAUUGAUAGUUCAACAGGUGACCUAAAGUUAAUGAAGUCGCUAGACCACGAGAGAGCUGGGCACUACAGCCUUGUUGUCAAUGCUAAGGAUCAUGGGAUUCCCAUGCUGUCCACAAAUUCAACUGUGCGUGUAUCAGUGCUUGAUGUUAAUGACAUGGCGCCUGUUUUCAUGCCUCUGAAUGUCACCUCUAUUUCGGAAGAUGUUGCUGUUGGAACAUUGAUUCUCAAAGUAACAGCCAUUGACAAGGACACUGAAGCAAAUGGGGAGGUUUUCUACGAAAUAAUUUCUGGAAACGAGGAGAAUUCUUUCGCUUUGGCUUCCUCUUCUGGAGAAGUGACAGUGGCAAGAAAACUUGAUUAUGAACGAGCUCAAAGUUAUAAGUUACGAGUCAUGGCACGAGACCGAGGCACUCCGUUUCUCUCCUCCUUCACAGUCGUUACUAUCAACAUUACCAAUGUGAAUGACAAUGUCCCCACUUUUCUACAAAGCACAUUGUAUGCCUCUGUUGGUGAGAACCUGAGUCCUGGAACCAACAUUGCAAGAAUAUCGGCAUCCGAUGCUGACAAAGAUGCUGUCUUCUAUUACAUUGAAGGUAGUCACGAGGAUACCUUUGCUCUAGACGAGAACACCGGCGUUUUGAGAACGAAGAAAAGCCUGGAUAGGGAAACAACUCAAGUGUACACAUUAACGAUCGUGGCAACCAACACCAAGAGGUCAACAAAUUUGAUCAGAACGAAACGUGCUUCGCCAAAAGGUUCUUUUUCGACUCAACAAGUGAUAAUUGAAGUUGACGAUCAGAAUGACAAUGCACCAAAGUUCACCCAAAAAGAAUAUCGUGCUGGUGUAUCCGAAAAUGCCAAAUACGCAACAAGUAUUCUUCAAGUGGCGGCCAUCGAUUUAGAUGCUGGAAACAACAGCAACAUCGCAUACUCAAUGAUAGGUGGACAGAACGAGGGCUUCUUCGUUCUGGAGAAAAAAACAGGCUGGAUAAAGUCAGCACAACUCUUUACUGGUAAAGUUGGAAGAAACUUUGAGUUAAAGGUCGUUGCGGAGGAUAACGAUGGAAGAAGCCCAAAUAGAAACGACACUGCUAUUGUCAAGAUAUUUGUUUUGACUGACAACCAGCGAGUUGUUCUGACGAUGAAUGUAGACCCACAGACUGUUCGAGAUAACAAAGAGGAGUUCAUAAGGUUUCUGCAAAACAUCACUUCCUUUAAAAUCAAUAUUGACGACAUCCAAUACUCUACAAAGAACGGCGAAUACGACAGAACAAGUACGGAUCUCGUCUUUCACGCCAUUGAUCGCACAACAAAUGAAAUACAGGACAGAGAUGUAGUAAUACAGGCCAUUGCAAGGAACCAAGAGAAAUUUCAAUGGUUCUUCCAGAAGUGGAAGGUCCAGUCGGUAAAAGCUGUUGUUGUUCCUACAUCUGUUCCGACCCAUGAUGAAACACAGACGAUUUUAAUAGCUGUUGCUGCUGCACUGUUUCUCAUCAUCCUUGGCUUCGUCUUUGCCCUGUGUUACUUGCGGCGCAAGCAGCAACGAAAACUAAAAGCUGCUACUGCCUCUGCGAAGGAUUCGGAUGCGACGCUUGAGCUAGAACACAUGCACAAAUUGAACACGAUGGUGAAGGGCGCUGUUUCCGGGAAGAAGGUGGACAACAGUCACGUGUCAAAAUCGCUGAGUAGAGCCUCCGAAAGAUUCUACCCGAUGUGGGUGGAACCAAAAGAUGAGAAUUUUGACUCCAUAAGACCUUUAAUGGAAACAUUUUCUAUAAAACGCUCUUCUGCUUCUUAUUAUGAAGAAAAUAAAUCAAUGAAUACCGUUAGCAACACAAGGACUCUAACGACGGAGAUCAUUAUGAUGCAAGAUCCAUAUAAUGGAGAAACAGACGUUGACUACUAUCCUGACGGAUAUGACUUCUAUGGUUCUGAAGAUAUAUCAGACAUGUAUGAUUCCCAAACUGAUGAUGACACGAUAGAUCGGGAGUUCGGUGCAACCUUCAAUCCCGUGGCCGGCCAAGUGCCCACUAAGGAGGAGCUGUUGCUACGGGCAUCGCUGCAACCAAUAAUAACUUUCGAAAAUGGCGUUAUAACAACAGCAACAUCGAUAUGAUGUCCAAUUAAGAGUUGAGCAAUAGCCGUUACACCAAAGCGUCAAACUCUUGCCUUUGGCUUUUCUAUAGAUUUGCAAAGUACUUUGAUUAGAAAUGAAUUUUAGUUUUGUAAUUAAUAUUUUGUAUAUCCUGAAAAUGCAAAUGUUUAUAUUCGUCCAAUUCACAUUAAUAUUUAUUGAGAAAAGGAAAAUCUCUUUUCUUAGCUUUCAUUCCUUUGCUCUUUUUUCAAUGCUAACUGUUAGUCAGAGAAAUGUAUCAAAUGAAUAAGUAAUUUUAGGAUGCAAAAGUAUUUAGGCCUAAGAAUGAAAUUCCGCUUUACGGCGCGGUAUGCCGCGGUGCAGUAUGUCAUGGAGCGGACCUAUGUUUAAACAUUGCUGGUAGAAAGGUUGGCAAAAAGACGAAUACUUUAGUGAAAAAUUCCUUAAUAUUGAGCCUGUUUGAAAGACCUUUUUUUCUUUUAUGCUAUGAGUCAAGGUAGUGCAACAUUGCUAAGCAAUGGUUACUAAAGGCAGCGAAUCUAGUAUUAAAUAUGAUUUUUAGAAGAAGAUGUAUUUUUGCCCUUGAGAUUUUUAUAAGCUGGUGUCUAGUUAAGAGAAUUGUACCCUUAUAAUGCAUCCUUGCUGAAAAGCAUUCUUUCAACACAGCCCCAAUAAAAUUCCCCAGGGGAUGCCAAGCACGUUUUAAAGAUAUUUAUAUUCUCAUUUCCAUUAGCUGGAAACAGCUUCAAACAAGCAACAUUUUUUUGUAAAGCUCUUUUGUUUUUAUGUCUACACAAGCCUCUUCUUUCUAAAUAGCCAAAUCCCAAUUUUGCAUUUAACAAUGGGAGAUAAAUGAAAAUAUAUCACUGGCAGGGAAGCUCAGUUAAACAUAAAUUCUUUGAAAUAAUGCAUGGUCACCAAGUUGAAAUGCCGCAAGAGCAAAAAGUAUAAAAGAAUUCCCAGUGAGACUGCUUCGCCUCAUAAAAUUGCCAAAAAUCAAAUCUCACAUCACCUGAAGCAUGCAUAAAAUGUUACCUAGCUUUUGCUGCCAAACAAUUUGCAGAGACAGCAAACUCUCGUGCGCUUCAAAGGGCCUAAUUCAGCCAUCGCAACUACCACUUUACAGCAAUGAAUGACGAUAAAAGGCCUCAAGGUGAGUUUAAGUCCUUUUUUAUCAUCAGUUCAAUGUACCUACUAAGCAUUAAAACAAAAAUUUUUAGCCUUCU
Messenger RNA from Rhopilema esculentum, 11934 nucleotides. Its product is annotated as cadherin-23. Gene Ontology annotation, molecular function: calcium ion binding. The record is from RefSeq and is a predicted model, not a curated record. NCBI's taxonomy places the organism in Eukaryota, Metazoa, Cnidaria, Scyphozoa, Rhizostomeae, Rhizostomatidae. Gene Ontology annotation, cellular component: plasma membrane. Gene Ontology annotation, biological process: homophilic cell-cell adhesion.